AUGUGUAAACCAGGAGAGGAGCUGUACCAUGAACCACAGACCAUGUGUAAACCAGGAGAGGAGCUGUACCAUGAACCACAGACCAUGUGUAAACCAGGAGAGGAGCUGUACCAUGAACCACAGACUAUGUGUAAACCAGGAGAGGAGCUGUACCAUGGACCACAGACCAUAUGUAAACCAGGAGAGGAGCUGUACCAUGAACCACAGACUAUGUGUAAACCAGGAGAGGAGCUGUACCAUGGACCACAGACCAUAUGUAAACCAGGAGAGGAGCUGUACCAUGAACCACAGACUAUGUGUAAACCAGGAGAGGAGCUGUACCAUGGACCACAGACCAUGUGUAAAACAAGAUGGGCUGUACCAUGGACCACAGACCGUGUGUAA
Molecule: messenger RNA, 384 nt
Organism: Knipowitschia caucasica
Lineage: Eukaryota; Metazoa; Chordata; Actinopteri; Gobiiformes; Gobiidae
Source: the annotation of a GenBank genome assembly